Messenger RNA from Sparassis crispa, 309 nucleotides. RefSeq lists its product as hypothetical. NCBI's taxonomy places the organism in Eukaryota, Fungi, Basidiomycota, Agaricomycetes, Polyporales, Sparassidaceae. The transcript is spliced from 2 exons. The record is from RefSeq and is a predicted model, not a curated record. The coding region runs from base 1 to 309 and encodes 102 amino acids.
AUGCCGCAGGCAGUGCAAGAACGGCACACUGUGCGAGAUGCGCACGCUCAGAGCGGAUAUCUGCGUGAGUAUCAUCGAGCGGGGGACUUCUGCCUCGUGGUGGAUGGCAUCGUUGAUCGUGUUUCACCCUAUGGGUUCCAAUCUGGCCCUGUGUUCCGGAUCCCUGAUCCCGGGGACCAUUUCGAGGAGGCAGAGCACUAUGACUCGUACCAAGGCAAUGACAUUGGCCACAUCUUGCGGAAGAUGAGAGCGAAGGCUUCGUCGGGGAUGGACGACUCAUUGUCUUUGGACGUGGAUGUGGAUGGCUAA